Psylliodes chrysocephalus is the source of this 444-nucleotide messenger RNA. NCBI's taxonomy places the organism in Eukaryota, Metazoa, Arthropoda, Insecta, Coleoptera, Chrysomelidae. The record is from the annotation of a GenBank genome assembly.
AUGAAGACCGAGUUGAAGAAGAAGACGGACAAAACUGCAACGGGAAAUAAGAAAAUUGUUUUAAACGCGUGGAAAAAACAACUUUUGGCGCUAAUGGAAGGACAAGAAAACCCUGUUUUUCAAAAAGUACCAGGAGCAAUGUCGAUAGGAUCUGUGAUGGAACAACCUCAGCCAUCAACGUCCGAAACUGAAGAAUUUAUUCCACCUUCACCUCAUGUUCGGCCUUUACCUGAUAAGUCUCCAGUUACCAGAAGAACCAAAUUUAAGGAAACAGACGAAACCUCAAAUUUGUCCAAUGCAGAGCUCCAACGACUGGUAUUGUUGGAACAGCUAGAACUAAUAAGGGCUCAAAAGGAAAAGGAAAAAUUAUUGUUGGAAAAAAUACAAAAAGAAAAUGGAAAUCAAUUUGAAGACAUAAAUAAUUUGUUGUUCAGAAAGUUGUAA